UUGAAAUAUCGCCAUUAUACUGCGCAGAGCAAACAAAAGAGGAACGUCUGGUUCAUCUGUCAGAGUCUCGUACAUUUUACAUUUCUUUCUUUCAUUCUUCAAAAAUAUAGUUUAUAGACAAUUUUCCAAUGGCACAAAGUCCAACAAGUGGAGCCGUCAAGGCUCUACAGCUCGAAUUGAAGAAAAUUGUUAGCGAACCAGUUGAGGGUUUUCGAGUGAAAUUACUUGACGAUGAGAAGUUAUUCGAAUGGGAAGUAGCAAUAUUUGGGCCUCCUGGAACACUGUACGAGGGCGGCUACUUCAAGGCCAUUAUGAAGUUCCCACAUGACUACCCAUAUGCUCCACCCAGUGUGCGAUUCGUCAACAAAAUGUGGCAUCCAAAUGUGUAUGAGAAUGGAGAUGUGUGUAUAUCGAUCCUGCACCCUCCAGUGGAUGACCCUCAGAGUGGAGAGGAACCUUCUGAGAGAUGGAACCCCACUCAGAACGUCCGAACUAUUUUGCUCAGCAUAAUUUCCUUACUAAAUGAACCGAACACGUUUUCACCUGCCAACGUUGAUGCGUCAGUCAUGUACAGGAAGUGGAAAGACUCACGGGGAAAGGACAAGGAAUAUGAGACUUUGAUAAGGAAACAGGUGCUUCAAACUCGCGACGAAGCCGAGAAGGAUGGAGUAAAGGUGCCAAUGACAUUGCAGGAGUACUGUGUUUCCACUGCACCGAAAAAUGAACCAAAUGAUGUAGACUUUUGCGAUUAUGACUAUGGUGAUGAUUGUGAUGACGAUGAUGAUGAGGACAACAUGUAUUAUGAUGACGAUGAUGACUCUGGGAACGAGGAGUCGUGAUUCAACGUCAUUCUAGUUCCAUCAUCAUUUGUGAAUAUAGCAUUCAAAUUGGAAUAGAUGUGUUUCUUUUUCCUUUUUCUUUUCUGAAGACCUUGAAUGGUUUGCAUUAGAAAUAUGCUGAAUUCCAAAAGUCUUAGUCGGGUAAAUGUAAGACAUACAGAAGGUAGUGCAGGUAAUAGGUCUUAGUAACAGACUUGAAAAAUGCCUUGCUACAUUUCUCAUAUUGUCACGUUCAAGUACAAGUUUUAUUGGGCUUUGGUUUUAUGCGUUAAGUUUAAAAGUAUACAGACAUUGUUACAAAUUUUCUUUCAGGGAUUAAAAAUGCAUUUUUUUACAGGAUAAAAAGUUCCCAAACGCUUUUUAAAUGACAUUUAAGUUUACAUAAUUGAAGGGUUCUUUGUAGCUUCUUAAGCUGUAGAUGAACUGUAAAUUGUUUUAUAUUCCAGUAUUUGUUGGAUUAUACCCAAUUUAUUGACACACAUUGCCAUUUGUUUACCCCUUGCUUGAUGCUUAAUACUGGAUUAACCAGGUCUGUCGGUCUGAUUUGUAGGCGAAGUACUUUCAACAAAAUUUGCGUGCAUGACUUUGUUUCAUAUGAUAUAAAGUUGUGAAGUGCAAUUUUCACUGCUGUUUGCUAAAAAUCACAAAAAUAAUGCCCCCUUUCAAUAUAGAAUUUGUAUGAUGUGAUCGUGAAGACAUGCUACAUAUAACUAGAUGUAGUGUUAUUAGAAACCAGAACCUCUAUUAACAGCUUAACUGAUAUUCAUUUUCCCUUCUUUAAGUAAUGACGCAGGUGCAGACUUCAAAUUUGGGGAAUUUUAGUUUUCUCUAUGGCUAAAAAGGGCACAAAUGGCAAGAUGCGUUUAAUUUUUGUUUAAAUAUUGCCAUAUAUACAUGUCAUAUUGGUUUAUAUAUUCAGAAAUGUAAUAAGUACAUAUUGUGAUUUGACUUCUGGAAAAGAUGACUUGUCUUAAAUUUUGUAUAAAGAAUCUCAGAAAUUUUAAAAGAUGUUUUUUCACUGGUGAGAUUCUGCUCUAAUUCUGCUCCACACAACACUCGUGAAAAUAGUUACGUACAACUCAUUUUUGUGUUUUUAUGACUUGUUUGAAUUUCACAAUCAAUGUCUGCAAAUAUUAAGUGCAUCCUAUUUCAUAUGAUACAUUUUGUGAGUCUGUCAAUGUCAAGAUUGUUUACCAUACAUUUUCUGAGUCUGUCAAUGUCAAGAUUGUUUACCAUACUUUUUGAAAGAGGAGAAAAUAACUUCAACUUGAAAUGGUUGUUUAAAUUGUGAAACAGAUUUGGAAUUUUAAGAAGUUAAUUUUGGGAAAAUCAAAGUAGUCUUAGCUUAAUGUGUUUCUUUUUGGUGAAUAUAUUAUUGCCAUAUUGUAAUUAUUGAUAAUGUUAAACUAUUGUAUUGUUUUCAUUUAGUUGAGUUGUUUGAGUAUUUUUUAUGUUAUAUUUAUAUUUAUUUUCAGUAUUUAUUUGUGCUUUUAAUUGUGUUUGCAAGUGAAUUUUCUGUUUGUUAAUGCCCUGUAAAACUUCAUAUGUUCGCUAAUUGCAUGCCGAGAGAACCUUUGGGUACUUAAAAGUGGUAUAUCUGUGGUGUUUCCCAGAAAUAUUGACACAUAUAAAACUGUUAAAUAUGACAACUUCAUAAACAAUUACAUAUUGGUAUGAAUAUUACAAAAAUAUGUAAACAAAGCUUUAAGUACUGACCUGUGGAAAUUUUCUUUGUGACCUUUGCUUGUACAUCAAAUUGUUUGCCAACUAUUUAUACAAAGAAUGCCAUUGUAUUCAACAAAUAUUACAAAAAUUGCUCUUAAUCUUCAUUUUUACAUCACAUUGUAAUGUCAUCUCCCAUGGAUGUGUCCCUUUAAUGCCCCCAAAACUGUCUGCAUUGCUGGUGAUGGAUUGUACUGCUGUUCACACAUUAUCCAAAUAUUUGUAAUAUUUCAAGCUUUUUUUCGAAUGCUAGGACAUAUCUAGAAAAAGGGAGAUUGUUUCAAGCAUGUAUAAUUUCAAAAUAAUCAAAACAAAAAACAAAUCUAUUUUUCAUUUAUAUAGUACACAUUUAUUCAUGAUCUAUAUAGUAGAAAGUUUGGAAAUGUGUGCUUUUUAUUGAAACAGCUGUAUGAGCUUGUAACUUUGUGUACUUGCCCUAUCAAAUAAUAGUUUUUUAUUACAGAUUCCAGCAAUAUUUACUUGUCAGGUUUCUCAAGCAAGUGUGUUGCAAUGAAAACUUGAAAUCAAUUGAAUUUUAUGUGCUCACACUUUUGAAUCUUUACUGCUGUGAAACACUAUAUUAUCAUUUAAUGUUUAUUUGGAAUUAGACAUCAAACUCAGAAUGGACGUCAUUUUGGUUAUUUUCUCACACAAAAUUGUGUUCAUUUCAUGUUCUGUAUGUAUGUAUGCUUGACAUAUUAUGUAUAUGCUUUAGGUCUAGUAUGACUGUUUUUCUUUACUUAUUGUAAAUCUUUGAAACUGUAUUUUUAAACUGUGUUCAAACGUGCAUAGAAUUGGUUUCAUUUUUAUUGAUUUCUUUUUUAAUCCAUACAAGCAUAUAUAAUUUUUGGGUAAAAGCAGUUAAUUACGCAAUUCUGUAUUCAGGUGGCUAUUUUACUUAAAUUUGUCAACAUAAAUAAAUACGACAGGUACAAUUGCAUAUACAUAUAUUAUUGUUGAAUACACAUAUUUUGUUUUUUGCUUGAUGUAUUAUUCCAAUUCCACAUAAUACGUUGGUUUAUGUAAUAUGUAAUAAUUAACAACCACAAGAACGCUGUGUGUCUGUGUGCAUAAUGUAUGACAUGUAUUUGUUAUUAAGUCAGUUAUUUUGCAUUUACCUGACACAUUACAAAGCUCAAUACUGUCCAUUCUCAGUUGCAAUCCUAUCCAUCUACCUUACACAGAGCAGGCCUUUAUUUCUCCUCUUGUCAGCUGAUUUCCACCUGAGUGUCAAUUUUGAUUCACCUACACUGCUUAUAUGUAGCUUUAAUAGAUGUGCAUCGUUGUAACCCACUUAAUUCAAGUAAGCCAUGCUUCUUGAUUGACAAUGGGAUAUUUGGCUAGCAAAGAAUGAGAAUUUGAUUUUUUUUGUCCAAUUAUGCUGGAAAAUUGAAAUUCGCGUUUUCAAAGCAGCUACAGUGCAGUGGAGUUUUUGUCAUAUUUUCCAUAAUCAAUUUAAAUGUCCUUUGCUGAUAAGACUUUUAACGGGCAUAUAAACGUGCAGUUUAAAUUCAAUUGUAACUAUUUGGCAAUAAAUAUUUAUAUUUAUUAUGAAAACAAAGUUUUGUCCCUGGUUUUAUGAUGUACUGACAACGGAAUAUAUACCGUAGGUUGUGGCGAUGAUAGAUGGUUUAAAUAAUGACGACAUUCGGUCGACUCCGUAAGGAGGGUGGGUGGGUUAUUUUCCUCACCAAGGUAUUUCCAAUGUCAUCAUCCUGAAAGAAAAGAUGUUUAAAACUUUAAAAUCUGAAUUUAUUAACUUGAUUAUUUAAAAUCAGAACAACUCGAAACUGCAGUUGUAAAAAAGUUUUCGUUUUGUUUAUUAUUUGCUGGUAUGAAUGUGUACGUUUUAAAAGUUAUUUGUGUAAGUGAGAAGACAUUAUGUAUUGAUAGUCGUUUUGCACCUUAAAUGUUGCAUGUCUAACUCUGUGUUGACGGUUUUAACUGUGCAGAAAUUACACUGAAAUACAAUAAAAUUGUAUCGAAAGUUG
Dreissena polymorpha is the source of this 4552-nucleotide messenger RNA. Its product is annotated as ubiquitin-conjugating enzyme E2 R2-like. Lineage: Eukaryota; Metazoa; Mollusca; Bivalvia; Myida; Dreissenidae. The transcript has 5 exons. Gene Ontology annotation, molecular function: ubiquitin conjugating enzyme activity. The record is from RefSeq and is a predicted model, not a curated record. Bases 129 to 839 code for a protein of 236 amino acids. Gene Ontology annotation, biological process: protein polyubiquitination; ubiquitin-dependent protein catabolic process.